This is a messenger RNA of Naegleria fowleri, 1410 nucleotides long. RefSeq lists its product as uncharacterized. The record is from RefSeq and is a predicted model, not a curated record. The coding region runs from base 1 to 1410 and encodes 469 amino acids. NCBI's taxonomy places the organism in Eukaryota, Heterolobosea, Eutetramitea, Acrasida, Naegleriidae. The transcript has a single exon.
AUGAACACAAAUGAAGACGUUGUAAUGAAUAGUAUCAACCAAACAUUGAUGACCCACUCAGAAGCUUUCGGAAUCAUCUUUAAACAUAUUGAGAAUUUCUCAAAAACAUUGGACGGAUUAUCUAACCACAUCAAUAAUCGGAAACAAAAGGUAAAGUCAGUUAAAUUAGUCUCCGACAGCAACCAACCAAUUAAACCUAAACAACCUCUUCCUCCAAAAACAACACUCAUAGAACAAACUCCAUCCCCUGCACAUCCUUAUCGAACUGAUGGACCAUCAAACCAAAUAUCUAAAAUCAAAAAUAUUACACAUCCAACAAACAAAUCGAAAAUCAACAAUCAAAAUAAGACAACAAACUUCAUCACCAACACAAACCUCACCAAACCAAUUGAAACAAGCACAAACCUCAUCAAACCAAUUGAAACAACUUCAAAGCCCCAAAGUCAACCCCAGCUUCAAUCUAAGAGCCCACCUAUCAACACCAGCUUCAACCUGAAUGAAUCGCAAUCGUCAUACUUGCAAAUAGCCAAGACAGCCAAGAACAUUACAUUUGAUCCAACAAAAAAAACUCCGCAAAUCAAAUCCUACAAUACAACAACAACCAUGUACCCUCCUGCUAAAAGAGCUAAAACAAUUAACUAUUCUCACUGUGUAUCUAUUUACCUCAGUAAGCAUAUCGACUCAGACAUCACUGAAUUUAUUACAGAUGCAGUCAAAGAAAAACUUACAUCAUGGUACAUACCUAACAACAAGACGCACGUACUCCAACUUGUCUGUAACAAUCAUGAAGAUUAUGUAUCAACCUUGGGAAUUUUAAACUCACAAUCAACAAGAGACUCCAGUCCAUUCAAAUACGUUGUGACUCCUAUGAAUUUCUCACCAGCUGAACACACCCUCAAAUAUCAUACUUCAUCAUAUGACGAGAUGAUGAAGUAUACUACACACAUUAUCAAAAAUUUUUGGAAAAGAACUAAUGGAGUUAAAGAAACUAAUACCAGUUAUGACAGAGUCCAAAAGCUUUAUAAAAUCAGAAUAGCAGUUGAAUCUCUUGAAGAUAAAGAAUAUUUUAUGGCAAGGAAAUAUUCUGAAUACCGAUCCAUUGACCAGAUCAUAACAGAAUCUAAGCUUAACUGCUCUUGCAAUUUUUCAUCCCUCUACACAGAGAAAGAUAUCAAAACUGCGAUACAAAAGAUGGUGGAAAAAAGCAACUGUGUCUUCCAAUCAAACCACUUAGAGAUUAUUAACAAACCUAGCCCAUAUCGCCCUGGAGAGCAUUAUUAUAUAGCCAAUUACAAAGCAACUAAUGUUGCAGAAUUGGAAAAAAUUACAAAAUUCCCAACAAGUAUCACUCCACCAAAUGGCACAAAACCAACCUCAAAAAACUCAUAUCUACAACCAAAUAUUUGGUAG